This is a messenger RNA of Kluyveromyces lactis, 2556 nucleotides long. RefSeq names its product Bbc1p (gene BBC1). The coding region runs from base 1 to 2556 and encodes 851 amino acids. NCBI's taxonomy places the organism in Eukaryota, Fungi, Ascomycota, Saccharomycetes, Saccharomycetales, Saccharomycetaceae. The record is from RefSeq and is a predicted model, not a curated record. The transcript has a single exon. Gene Ontology annotation, molecular function: protein binding.
AUGUCUGUGCCAUUUAAGGUCGAGGCAUUGUUUCCAUACACCUCAGAUUUUGAGGAUGAUUUACCAUUUUCCAAAGGUCAGAUCAUUACGGUGCUUGAAAUAGAAGACGAUGAGUGGUUCUUUGGUGAGUUUAAGGAUGCUGAUGGUAAAACAAAGCAAGGUAUUUUCCCCAAAGGUUUUGUUAGUGAACCUUUGAAGGAAACUGCUAGUGAGCCUGCUCAAGAGAAGCAGCCAGAGGAGAAACCAAAUGUGGAAACUCCGGUCAAGAUUCCGGAAACACAGACUGUCAAUCCAAAUGCUGCAGCUGCAACUGCACCAGUCCAGAAGGGAAAGGUUUCUCAGGAUAAUGUCAGACAGUUGAGAAAUAGUCUGUCGUUUCAAGAAGGUUCUGGUGAUACUGAGAGGAGUGGUUUUGUUAAUAGCGAUGAUUUGGUAAAGGAGGCUAAGUCGGAAUCUAAAAUGUCCUUGCAGCAAAGGAUAUCCAUGUUACAGCAUAUGCAGAAACAACAACAGGAACAGGCGGAAACUUUGCAUAAGCGGAAAAAAAGUAUUUCUAGUGUGUCGUCCCCAACCGGCAGCGUUGCUACUGCUAGUGCAACUUCUCCAGUUAAUAUUGAAAAAAGGGAAAGUUAUGAUGCCUCUGUUAUUGAAGAUUCCGAUGCUGAAAAUCCAGAAGUUGAUGUCAGUACUUCUAGCAUUCACACAGCUCCACCAAUUCCUAAUGAUACUGCUUCAAUUGGCUCUCACCCUCAGCGUACCUACUCUAUUCCUGAGGAGUCAGUUAACGAGAAUGACGAUCGUGAUGAUAAUGAUGAAAAUGAAUCUUCUGAAGACGAAAAUGAAGAGGAACAAAGACGUGCUGCUUUAAGAGAAAAGAUGGCAAGACUAGCAAAUGCAAGUAGAUACGGUAUGCCUAAUGCGUACUUCAACCCAUUUGGAAUGCCAAUGCCUUCUGCUGACUCUUCGAAGACCCCAACCAAAAGCAAGAAACCAAAGGAAGAAUCUGAAAGUCCAACUGAAACGUCAUCUCUUCCAACAGCGGUUCCUGUCAUGCCAUUUGCCGACCCAUCGAUGCUGCCAAUGUUUAGGAAGAAGACUGAAGAAAUUGCUGUGGAAACUUCUGGUCAUGCCGAAACCCCAGAAAAUCAAGCUGACGAAGAAAGCGAAUCUAGCUUUGUAGAUGGAGUCGAUGAUGCUCAACCUGCUAUUACAGGUUCGGUGAAUUACGACAAAGACCCAGACUUCCAACAUAAAGAUGAAGUACCCGAGGGAAGUCAAGGCCUUUCUGGAUAUGAAUCCGAAGAUGAAACUACUAAGAAAGUGGAAGAUGAAGAAGAGGAGGCUCCGUCGCCAACUGUUCCUCAAAGAAUUAGGCCCACUCAUGUUUAUACAAUUGAUACUUCUCCGGGAUCCCCACAAACUCCACAAACUCCACAAGCUACUAACGCCCCACAAAAAUUGCCCGCAGCCCCUCCAAUUCCAUCUGCUCCUUCCGUCCCGCCAAUUCCAACAGGUGCACCAAUUCCUCCUGUUCCUUCAAGCGUACCUGUACCACCAUUACCAACAAAGGCUCCAGCACCAGUUUUAAGCGUUAAAACCGAAAACACUGAGCAGAAACUGCCAACAAAACAGCCCGCUGCUGCCCCUGCUCCUCCAGUACCAAGCAGUGGCGGCCCUCCACCAUUGCCUCCUUCUAAUGCACCGCAACGAAGACCUUCAAUUCAGACUAUUCCAGGUGCAGCAAACUCAUCACCAGCCACUCCUUCAUCUGCUGCUCCACAAAUUCCGGCCAGUUUCCAGCCAUUAAGACGGACAACUACGGCGAAAUUUGAACCAGGUACUAUUCCAGAAUUAGAGUUCUCAAAGCAAAGUACUUGGUGGUUAACUAAGACAGUUCAGGCUGAUACUGUUAAACCAAGCAAAGUAAAAUACAUCUGGGAAUCUCAGGAUCACAUAGUUGAAAGAAGGAAUACAAAUAAGUUGGUUGUCAGAGAUUUCCAGUUCUUGUUCGAAGAUUACUCUCAAAUUCAAGCAUAUGUUGUAUAUGAUCCAAAGAAUCCAAUUGAGACAGCAAUUUCCCAUCAGGACUAUAUUCCCUCCUCAUCACAAAGUACUGGUAGUGAUCUGUUAAUCAAAACAAUUUACGAAAACAGUAACAAAUGUGUUGGUAAAGCUUGUCAUUCAUUUAUUCCUCAAAUAUUGGGUCCAAUAGAUAAUCUAGUCCCACCAAUUGCUCAAAGAACUUACGGUAUCACCGUUUUUGAACAUGCUUAUAACACCGCAAUAGAUGAAGCUGCGCUAGGAAAAUUGGUACCAGGUUUGAUACUUGUUGCAAGAAACGCUGAAUUUACCUUUGACGAUGGUUUAACGUACAGCUUGGGAAUAGAAACGCCGUUUGUGGCCAUUCUAAAAUCUGUGGAUCUUGAAACUCAAUCUUUAUCAGUGAUUGAAGAGCUUGGUGGUGAGUGCAAAGUAUCUAUGUAUCCACUUGAAAACUUGACUAAAGGAAAGUUAAAGGUGGCCAAGCCAGUACAUCGCAAGGACAUUGGUUGGUAA